AUGGAAAAUUCCCAACAGCCUCUUGCCACAGAGAGUUUUUCAUACAGCUGGUUGUUGAACAGAAAACCUUCCAUUGAUAGUCUUACUGAAACCCUUAGACCCUCCUAUAUUACUGAUGAUGAGGAAGAUAUAAUGUUUAUUGCUUAUUCAAAAAGAUUCCUAGAAGAAGCUCAAAACUUCAACUUUGAUGUUCGACCUUCUGUUGAAUCUGUCCCUGCUGAUGAAAUCUUUUCUGAUGGACACAUUAUGCCUUUGUAUUUUGAUAGAUCAAAGAUUGAAUCUUUUGAACAAGUCUUAAAUAAUUUCAAUACUUCAUCAAUUUCCUCAUCAACUCCUCCCACACCAGCAUCUACACUUUCUUCUAGAACUAGCCAAGCUGAUUUUCUUGAAAAAUGGAGAAAAUUUUCAGGCAGAGUUUUGGUUAAGUGGUUUGGAUUCCUCAGGCCAUUUUCCCAAAGGUUUGGAAGUUCAAGAAAAAGUGCAAAAGUUGAUGACCUUCAAAGAAAAGAAUCAGAAAUUCAAAGCUGCAAGAGUACUACUACUAAUUCUUUAUUUCAGGGAUCUCCUCGUCGAAUGGUUAAAUCUUAUUCUGUUGUUGAUUGGACUGGAAAUGAGAAGAACCAAAGAAGCAGUAGUAGAAUUAAGCGUUUGAGAAAGGUGAAAAGUUGGAGCAAUUCAGCACAUGCUUCACCUAUAAGAAGUCCAUCCUCUGAUCAUAACUCUACCGAUGUUUGGCGCGAUAUGGAAAACGCGGUUUCUGAUGCAAUUCUGCACUGUAAAAGAUCAUUUGCAAUGUCAACAGAGUCUGAUGAUCAUUUUGACCAGAAAAAGAAAUGGUAG
Molecule: messenger RNA, 840 nt
Organism: Nicotiana tabacum (common tobacco)
Lineage: Eukaryota; Viridiplantae; Streptophyta; Magnoliopsida; Solanales; Solanaceae
Source: RefSeq, a predicted model, not a curated record